This is a messenger RNA of Aspergillus welwitschiae, 440 nucleotides long. RefSeq lists its product as uncharacterized. Bases 173 to 409 code for a protein of 78 amino acids. Lineage: Eukaryota; Fungi; Ascomycota; Eurotiomycetes; Eurotiales; Aspergillaceae. The record is from RefSeq and is a predicted model, not a curated record. The transcript has a single exon.
AAGAGGAUAUAUUACUUUUACGCAAGAGAGAUCAGGAAAGGAACGAGGAAGAUUUGGAGAAGAGGGGAAACAGGAUAAGAGAUAAGGAUGAGGAGAAGAAGGGGGUUGGAUGCGCGACAGAGAGGAGAAGAGGAAUUAGAGAAAAGAGGAAAAAGAAAGAGAAGUCGGAAAGAUGAAACUGGGGUUUUUUAAAUUUUGCAAGACAGCAAGAGUUGCGGUGCUUUCUGAGGCUGAAUUGUCAGGCCAUCCAAUCCAUCCAUUCAUCCAUUCAUCCAUCCACUUCCCUAUCUUUCUGGAUUCCUUAUGCUGUUUGGCCUCGUUCUGUUCCUUUCUCACUCUUUUUUCUCACCAUUCUUUCCCUUUUCUGCCGGUGGAUCUCUCUCUAAACCCAUUCCGGAGGGAGCCAUGACCCACACCAAUUACCCCACCGCAUCAAAUUC